CAGGAGAUACUAACACGGCUUGGAUGAUCUGUCUAUCCUUCGUUACCCGUCACGCAUUUGCAGCUGACGUCGAUACCCCCACAAGCGAUACAACAUCUCUUGGCUCACUGGAACGGGUUUACUCCCAGUCAGGCCCUCACCUCAAGUGCACGACUGCAGAGGGAGGAAGUAGAGGGAGGACAUUUCAUCCGGCCGCGAAGCCGUAAGGUCACAUCGCAGCAACUCGCCUUCCUCUCCGGCCGAUCCUAGCCGCCUUCGUCCUUCCAUAUCGGCCACCAUUCAAGGAUCAUCAGGCGAUUUCUUCCUUCCUCUUCAUCCCGCUGCAGCUUCUCCCACCCCGCCGGCUGCGAGCGCUCGACAUCCUUCAACAGAUUCGGCCGUUCUCUCAUCCGUGUCGACACACUCUGACGAACUAUUCCCCGUCGGAGCAUCAUCAGUCGCAUCACAAGACAAGACAGGACGCGGCAGGCGACAUCGGGGCUUCAAGGCUUAGCCUGUUAUUCUGUCAGAGGAGGAUAAGUGGUGAGGCACAUCCCCUCCACUGCCUUGCUCAUCCUCUUGUCUACUCUGUCACCACAGUGCUCUGAACGAUUGACGGUCGACAUGGAUCCGUUCUUCACCCCUCCAUCAAAGGGAUUCUCUAUCGUUCCUCCCUCGUCAUACAGCACGACAUCCUUUCGAUCCCCACCCUCACCUACAUCAACACUCUCCGCUUCUCCAUCUCGCACCCCCUUCUCUCGUUCCCCAUCACCAACGCAGCCAUCCCUCCCCCCCGAGCUGCUUGACCAGAUUCUGUCAUUCAUUAUCCACCGACCGUCUCUGGUACGACUCUGCCUCGCAUCUCGCACCCUCCGUACACUAGCACAACGUUACCUCUACCGCUCACUCUACUUCGGUCCUCCUCUCCGCACCGCCCAGAUAUGCCGGACCAUCCUUCGCACGCCCUCUCUCGGCUCCCAUGUACAAUGCAUCGAGUUCGCACUGUAUCACGACCUCCCGUCCAUGGCAUCUGACAACGCAUUCCGCACCGUCCUCUUUCCCCCUUAUCUGCGUCUCGUGUUCCGCGUGUUCCGCGUUCUGCAUCGACUCAAACAACUCCGCUUUUGUGGACAAGACGGCAACCUGCACAUCUUUGCCAACCUCGACCAGUGUCCAUUCGAGUUAGAAACACUCCUCCUCCUCACCGUCGGACCCUGCGACUCAAAUUUCCUCUACCACCAGCCGGCAGUGCGACAGCUCAAGAUUGCAGCGCUCAUGGCAGGAGACUUCGUCACGCAUACAAGCCCCGUUUUCUCCCGUACCGAAGUCUUCCCCGCUCUACGGGAGCUAACGACCUCCUGGGCUGUCGCGCUCCGUCUCGUACCUCGCAGACCAGUGGAAAAGCUCGCGGUAAUAGACUUCGUCACUAAUGCUUCUCUGCGCGCUGGUCUGCCGCUCAUCGCCCAGUCAUCAGCACCAAGCGAACUGCGGUACAUCGAGCUAACCGUGCUAGAAGCGUCUCUCGAGCUCCUUGGCCUGCUCGCCGAUUCCCUACGCGGCUUACACACCCUCGUUAUCCGCGAAAGACGGUCAGGCACAGUAGCACUCAGCAUCAGCGCAGCACACGACCCGUCACUACACUUUCCCUCCUUCCGAGCACUGCAUACACUCAAGCUGUUCAAGCUUCUCCUUCCUGAGAAGCUCAGUUUCCCGGAUCGAGGGUGGAAUGCGAUGGUCCAGCGACUAGGGCAGGCAACCCAGACGCUGAGGUUCAUCGCUCUGGGAGUCGUGAGUGCUGGAGAUGGACAAGAACCAUACGGAACGCUGUACUACGAGCGGCGUCGAUUCAAAGGAGCGGGGAGCGUCUUAGGCGGUGCAGGGCUGCUCUCGAGCACCACUCCGGGAACAGGGGCGAUAGGAGCGAAUGGGAAAGAGCGCGAAGUACCGGAUAUAUGGGACAUCAAAGUGAGACCGGAGUACGCAUGAUCCUUCGUGGAUUGAUCUGGGAGGCAGAAUGAGUACGUCCGAUGGUCUUCGACAGGGAAGAGGACGAGGAUCGACUGCUGAUCCUCGGUUUAGACUGGAUCCUCGGUUUAGACUGGAUCCUCGGUGGGGCUCGAGAUGAGAGAGAGUGACACGGUUCGCAUAUGGUUGGGGUACUAUUGGUUGAGAGUGCGCGUUGGUCGCACAACUGUUCUGGCACGAGUCGAACAUCGCAUCCCCGAUUGCUCAAUAUCAGUUCAAAGACAUUCCGCAACUCCGUCAUUCCCAUUUUCUUGCCGAGCAUGUUCAUUUCAUAACAAUAUGUGUGAU
Molecule: messenger RNA, 2292 nt
Organism: Dacryopinax primogenitus
Lineage: Eukaryota; Fungi; Basidiomycota; Dacrymycetes; Dacrymycetales; Dacrymycetaceae
Exons: 2
Coding region: 1003-1965 (320 amino acids)
Source: RefSeq, a predicted model, not a curated record